Sabethes cyaneus is the source of this 1233-nucleotide messenger RNA. It is a transcript of the gene Wdr92, whose product is annotated as dynein axonemal assembly factor 10. Bases 124 to 1233 code for a protein of 369 amino acids. Gene Ontology annotation, molecular function: ubiquitin binding. The transcript is spliced from 2 exons. NCBI's taxonomy places the organism in Eukaryota, Metazoa, Arthropoda, Insecta, Diptera, Culicidae. The record is from RefSeq and is a predicted model, not a curated record.
AACAGUAGUUUUUUACAGAAUAAUUCCCGGCCGAAAAAAGCCAUCGCGAACAACUUUCAGAUGUUUGCUUCUGUGGUGUAGUUUUGCUAUGUUACAUUGGAAUAUAUUUACCCGAUAGCAAGAAUGGAUUCGGUUCAUAUGAUAGCGCAUAUCGAAAAGUCGUUAGAUUACUCCGUAUUCGAUGUAAAGUGGAUUCCUAGUUCGGCAAAGUUCGUGGUGAUUGGUUCGAAACCGAAAGGAACCGGUAUUAUACAGGUGUAUCAGCUAUGCGCGGAAGGAUUGGAUAAACUAUAUGAAACGGAGAAACCCCAGUCUUUCAAAUGUUGCUCGUUUGGUGCUUCGCAACUACGAGAGACACAGUUGGCCACGGGUGAUUUUGUAGGCAAACUGGCAAUCUAUGACGUGGAAAGAUUGGGUAAUGCAAUAUACGAAGCCGAAGCCCAUGCUGGAAUUAUUAAUGCAAUAGAUGCUAUUGGAGGGACGACGGUCAAUUGUGGUGCUCCAGAAAUUGCAACGGGUGGCAGGGAUGGAUCGGUAAAGAUUUGGGAUCCAAGGCAAAAGAACGAUCCAGUCGCACAUAUUAGUGCUAUAGGCAACAGUCCGGCCGAAAUAAGAGAUUGCUGGGCAGUAGGAUUUGGAGAUUCUUAUAAUUCUUUAGAGCGUUCUGUAGUUGCGGGAUACGAUAAUGGUGAUAUCAAACUUAUUGACUUACGUGUAAUGAAGGAGCGAUGGACAACCAAUGUAAAAAAUGGUGUGUGUGGAGUUGAGUUCGACCGAAGGGACAUCAAAAUGAAUAAGCUUGUUGUGAGUACCUUGGAAGGUGGAUUGCAUGUUUUCGACAUGCGAACUCAGCACUCGGAAAAGGGAUUCGCCAAGUUGUCGGAGAAAAACGCAGGUCAAGCUUUAGGUACUAACGGGGUUAUUAACGGAGCAAAGUCAACCGUAUGGGCGGUCAAACAUUUACCCCAGAACCGUGAUAUUUUUGCAAGCUGUGGAGGAUCAGGAAAUGUUCGACUGUGGCUUUAUCACUAUCCUGAGGCGCGAGUCAAAACGCUUAGCAGCGGAGAACAGCAUGGUGUUGUUGGCAACCUGGAAAUGUUGAAUGCGACAACUUUAUCAACACAGCCGGUGCAUGCUUUUGAUUGGAGUCCUGAUAGACAAGGUCUGGCUGUUUGCGGAUCAUUCGAUCAAACUGUGCGUGUUCUGGUAACUACAAACCUACAUUUGCAUUAA